GCGUGUGCGUGUGCGUGUGUGCGUGUGCGUGCGUGCGUGUGUGCAUUCUAUAUACUCCAGGGUAGAAUAGCAGUAGACCAGUCCAGGACCAUUAUCUGCAGGAGAGAAAUUGUCUCGUCCACUCUAGGCUCCGUCACAAGGAUGUGAAGUUCAAUGACGUUGGAUUUCAUCAUUUAUACUCUGCUGAAGAGGUGCUGAUAUGUGUACACGAUGAGCGGACUGGGGGACAACUCCAUGGAGCCUCUGAGCUCGGAAAACCGAAAACGCAAGCUCUCCACCUGCGACACGCCCGGUCUGGGGUGUGAGCGGAGACGGCGGGAGCAGGAGACUAAAUACAUAGAGGAGCUGGCCGAAUUGAUCUCUGCCAACCUCGGUGACAUCGACAGCUUCAACGUCAAGCCAGACAAGUGUGCCAUCCUCAAGGAGACAGUGCGCCAGAUCAGACAGAUAAAAGAGCAGGGCAAAGCGUCCUCCAAUGAUGACGAUGUACAGAAGUCGGACGUGUCCUCCACGGGACAGGGGGUCAUAGACAAAGACCACCUCGGUCCGCUUCUGCUUCAGGCCCUGGAUGGUUUUCUGUUUGUGGUGAACCGGGAGGGCAGCAUAGUGUUUGUGUCUGACAACGUGACCCAGUACCUGCAGUACAAACAGGAGGAGCUCAUCAACACUUCCGUCUACAACAUCCUCCAUGAGGACGACAGGGAGGAGUUCCACAAGAACCUGCCCAAGACCAAUGUUAAUGGGGUGUCCUGGGGUGGGGAGGCGCCACGUCAGAAGAGCCACACCUUCACCUGUCGCAUGCUGGUCAAGUUUAGCCACACCCACGGACCUGUGGAGGAGGGACCAGGAGGGCCGCGCUACGAGACCAUGCAAUGCUUCGCCCUGACCCAGCCCAAGGCCAUGAUCGAAGAGGGGGAAGACCUGCAGUCGUGUAUGAUCUGUGUGGCUCGUCGUGUGACUGCUGUAGAGAGAACAGAGAGCUUCAACACCCGGCACGAGCUCUCAGGUAAGCUGAUCCAGAUAGACCAGAACUCUCUGCGUGCGUCAAUGCGUCCUGGCUGGGAGGAUCUGCUGAGGCGCUGUAUCCAGAUGUUCCUACAGCACAGUGACGGACAACCCUGGUCCCACAAACGCCAUUAUCACGAGGCUUUCCUACAGGGUCACGCUGAGACCCCCCUGUACCGUUUUUCUCUCUCGGACGGCACCCCUGUCACGGCCCAGACCAAGAGUAAGCUGUAUCGCCACCCCAUGAGCAACGAGGCCCAGGGCUUCAUAUCCACCCACCUGCUACAGAGGGAGCAGCAUGGCUAUCGCUCUGCCCAGGGCGGGGGCAUGAUACCAGGGCCUAUGAGGCAGCAGGGCAUGGGGGGCCCCAACCCCAUCGCCCAGAUGAACAUGCCCCCUGGUGGAGGUAUGGGGGGUAUGAACCGGGGCUAUGGGCCCAUGAACGAACAGAGCCACAUGGGACAGAUGGGAGGGGGUUCAAUGUACGGAGGGAAUGGAGGUGGUGGUGGCGGCAGGGGAGGUAUGGGCAACAGAAUGAUGCAGAUGAAUCAGAUGAAUCAGUUGAACCAGAUGGGCCAGAUGAACCAAAUUAAUCAGAUGGGUCAUCAGAUGAACCACACAGGUCCAGGGAACCACCCUGGCAUGCAGCAACAUCAGCACCCCCAGCAGCAACAUCAGCAGCCCCCCUUCCAGAGCAGUGGGGGGUACGGACUGGGGGGUAUGAACAGCCCCUUGGGGAGUCCCCGGAUGAUUGGCCCCCAGCAGGGGCUCCUGAUGUCCCCCCGAAACCGAGGCAGCCCCAAGAUGGGUGCCAGUCAGUACUCACCUGGAGACAUGCACUCCCCCAUGGGCCCUCAUGGAGGAGGAGGAGGUACCACCUCUUUCUCCAGCAGCUCCCUCAACGCCCUGCAGGCCAUCAGCGAGGGGGUCGGGAGCUCCCUCCCCUCCACCCUCACCUCUCCCUCCCCGGCCAACAAACCAGACAGCUCCCCCAGCGUCCACUCCUCCUCUCAGUCCACCCAGCCCAGUCACCCUGCCAAAUCCGGCCCGGAUGACUCCAAAAGCCCAACAGGAGGCCUGGGUCCUGCGCCCAGCGUGCACCCCCUCCACCAACACCAUCACCACCACCCACACCACCAGUCCGAGAGCUCCGGAGACAGGUUGGACAGCCAGGCCUCGGCAGACAGCAAGGAGCCCAGAGAGGGGGCCAUCGAGGCUGGGGUGAGCUCAGAACCCACCCGGAGAGUCCCAGACGGUAAGGGCCAUAAGAAGCUGCUGCAGCUGCUGACCUCCCCCACUGAGGAGCUGGGGUUAGGGGGAACUGGCUCCGCCUUGCCCUCUAUACCUCCCCCACCAGGCAGCAGCAACACCCCAGCAGGGUCCGACACUAAGGACCCCACAGGAAGCAUUUCCAGCCCUUCCUCUACUGGAGUAUCCUCUUCCUCAGCCUCCGCCAAUCAGGGCCAGGCGUCGGGCACGGCUCUGGCCAAUGCUCUGGCCUCUGCCCACUACACGGCGUCGCUGCAGGAGAAGCACAAGAUCCUCCACAAGCUGCUGCAGAACAGCAACACACCCGAUGAGGUGGCCAAGAUCACAGCCGAGGCCACUGGCAAGGUGACCCUGGGUGGCCAGGAAGUCCCAGGGGAGGUGGGGGCUGGAGGAGCAGGAGGAGUGACAGAGCCUAAGCAAGAGCAGCACAGCCCCAAGAAGGAGAAGACCCACGCGCUCCUCCACUACCUCCUCAACAAGGAUGAUACUAAAGAGCCAGUGGAUGUGAAACCCAAGCCUGAGGAGCUGGAAGGAAAGGGGCCCCCAGGAGCCACUGCCGGCCCCCAACCCAGAGGCCCUGGCGCUGGACCCGGCCCAACAGCUGAACACCCAGAGAGCAAGAUCAAGUCAGAGCCGCCAGAUGAGUUGGACAACCUGGAGUCCAUCCUGGGAGGUUUGAGGGGUUCUGGCUCUGAGUUCUACCCCGAGCAGGGAGGAGGAGGAGGGAACAAGGCCCAGGGUUGCCUCGACGAGAACCUGCAAGGGAGUUCGGGGAUGGCCCCUGGCCCACGAGGGCCCUUCCAGAGGGCCAUGUCAGCAGACGCCAAGCCUGGAGUGGUGGGGAGGCGCCCCAUGCUCAUCAAACAAGAGAACAUGAUGGGCAGCCCAGAAGGAUACCCAGGGAACAUGGGUGUUUGUCCACGAGGCGUUGGAACAAGGCCGAUGAACAGGGGCAUGGGGGUUUCCCAGCGCUCUCCCAUGGGGGGGUCAGGGGAUUGGGGGAUGCCCCGCUCCUGUGCCAGCCCCGUGGGCUCAGCCGGUCACCCCUCCAUGAGCCGUCCUGGUAUGGACUACAACUCCAAAGGCAUGAUGGGAGGGCCCAUGGUGGGAAGGUCCAACAGUGUUCCUGGCACCAGAUCCAUGCUGCAGCAACAGCUAAUGGACAUGGGAGGUUCUGGUGAGAUGGGGAUGAGUCCGUUCGGUCAGCAGGUCCAGCCCAACCAGUCUCCGUCCUGGUCUGACAGUGUGAUGGGUAUGGAGGGAAACCACAGCAGGCGUCAGUUUGGAAACACCCUGGAUGAGCUCCUGGCUCCGCCCACCACCAGCGAGGGCCAGAGUGAUGAGCGGGCGCUGCUGGACCAGCUGGACUCUCUGCUCAACAACACGGACGGCAUCGCACUGGAGGAGAUCGACCGGGCCCUGGGCAUCCCGGACUUGGUCAGCCAGGGCCAUGGGCCAGAGCAGCAUGGUGAGCCCUUCCCCGGCCAGGAUCCUUCCAUAGUGCUGGAGCAGAAGCCUCUGUACGGCCAGGGCUACCCCGGACCCCCCUCAAUGGCCAUGCAGUCAGCCUACGGGGGGAGCCCUAUGCAGGGCCAGCCCCAACAGGGUGGCUUCGGCCCCAUGCUCUCCCAGAUGGGCCCAGGGGGCAGCUUCCCAGGGAUGGGAGGCAUGGGGGGUAUGGGUCACCCCCGUGCUAACAUGAUGAGACCCAGGAUGAUGAGCGCCACCAAACCCAUGAGGCUCCAGCUGGCGCAGAGACUACAGGGCCAACAGUUUAUGAGUCAGACUCGGCAGGGGAUGGCCAUGAAGAUGGACAACCCUGGAGCAGGUAACCCUGCCUUGAGGCCGGGUAUGCAGCCUAGCAUGGGGGGACAGCCUGGCUUCCUGAAUGCCCAGAUGAUGGCCCAGCGUAGCAGGGAGAUGGUGACCAUGCAGAUGAGGAGACAGAGGAUGAUGAUGCUAAUGCAACAGCAACAGCAGCAGGCGGCAGCAGUGGCCGCCGCAGGGGGGUUCAGCCCCCCUCCCAACGUCACCGCCCCCGCCGGCAUGGACACCCCUAUGGGAGGCCCCAACCUGGGCCCCCAGCAGUUUGGCUACGGGGGAAACUAUGGUAUGGCCCAGCAGGGUGACCCGUCGUUUGGCCCUGCGGGCAGCAGUCCCCCCAGCACCAUGAUGUCAGGCCGCCUGGGUCCUCAGAAUCCCAUGAUGCAACAGCAUCCCCAGGGCGGACCCAUGUACCAGAGCACUGACAUGAAGGGCUGGUCGCAGGGAGGCAUGGCCCGUAACAGCUCGUACCCCCAGCAGCAGUUUUCCCAACAGGGCAACCCGGGGCAGCAGCAGUUUGUCCAAACGGGCAACCCAGGACAGUACGGGGGCAUGAUGAUGAAUGGGGGCAUGCCUUCCAAUGGAGGGGGGGGCCAUAUGGGGCAGAUGGGGAUGAACCCCAUGGUGAUGGGACGUAUGCCGAUGGGGCCUGAUCAGAAAUAUUGCUGAACCUGAGACAGACGAGUGUGGUGGAACAGAACAGACUCACUGUGAUCCUUUCAGAGAGAUGAGUGCAGUGAUGUGUGUGUGUGUGUGUGUGUGUGUGUGUGUGUGUGUGUGUGUGUGUGUGUGUGUGUGUGUGUGUGUGUGUGUGUGUGUGUGUGUGUGUGUGUGUGUGUGUGUGUGUGUGUGUGUGUGUGUGUGUGUGUGUGUGUGUGUGUGUGUGUGUGUGUGUGUGUGUAGUACUCUACUCCCACCAGUUGGGGUUGCUGCUCUCUGGACUUGAGGCAAGUGUUGGCAGUCUCACAGCUGGAGGAAAAUAGACAGAGGACACACUAUUCUACUCUCACUUCUUGUACAUGAGACAUCCUAUGACACACACCAACACACACACACCCCAAAACAUCCAUGUAUCUAAAGACACACUGUGACACACAAACACACACACAUACACAAACUGACGGAUCGAAAUUAGAAGACAUCCUCUCUCUCGUGGGAUGUGUCUACCAUCAUGCCAAGUUCACCCCUGGCCGUGGGAAUUCUCUCUCUGCUUUGGAACGCUAUGAGAGAAGACAGUGUCUCCUAGUUCUGGUCCUGGAGGACCACCGUGUAUGCAGACCAUACAUCCCAUCCAGUCUCUGAAUCCACACUUAAUGAAUGAUAUAUAUAGUCCAUUGUUGGAGAAGGUGGGAGUUGAUUGUAAUCACUGAUACAUGGUCAGCUAUUUUUACAUCCUCCUAAUGAUUAAGAUUAGGGAACCCUGAUCCUAGAUCUGUGGUUAGGGGCAACUUCUACCUCUAUAAGCUAUAUUACUAUACUGAUGAGCAGACAUGUAGUCAAUAGCAUAUAGUCAAUUCAGAAGUACAACACCAGUCAAAAGUUUGGACACACCUACUCAUUCCAGGGUUUUUCUUUAUUUAACACUAUUUUCUGCAUUGUAGAACAAUAGUGAAGACAUCAAAACUAUGAAAUAACACAUUGAAUCAUGGAGUA
Messenger RNA from Oncorhynchus gorbuscha (pink salmon), 5751 nucleotides. RefSeq names its product nuclear receptor coactivator 3-like. Lineage: Eukaryota; Metazoa; Chordata; Actinopteri; Salmoniformes; Salmonidae. The record is from RefSeq and is a predicted model, not a curated record. The transcript has 22 exons. Gene Ontology annotation, cellular component: nucleus. The coding region runs from base 211 to 4767 and encodes 1518 amino acids. Gene Ontology annotation, molecular function: nuclear receptor binding; protein dimerization activity. Gene Ontology annotation, biological process: positive regulation of transcription by RNA polymerase II; cellular response to hormone stimulus.